UUCUUCUUUCUCCCCCCUCUCCGCUGUCGUCGCUGCACCCUGUCUUUAGGAUCGUGAUGCCCGAGCAACAACAACGCCAAGACGAGCCGGAGCAACGCUCCGGCUUUCGCUCCAUCAUUCAGGGUGUCGGUGUCUUCCUACUCAUGCAAUAUGUGAUGACCCAGUUCGUCAGUUCGAAGAACAGUGGUGGUUCAAAGGGCCAGUCUGAUGAUAUAACAUCUUUUGCCAACCGCCCGGCUCAGAGCGAGAUCGCCGACUACAGCCAGGUCCCGGAUAUGAUCAGCCCGAUCUGGCCGGCUGACAGCGCUUUGGAUAUCAGCGUCUAUGUGUCUCCUUCUAUUGUGGUCCCUGGCUUCAAGGCGUACUCCGAGGAUGCGCUGGUGCUCGAGGAGAAGAACUUCACCGUCGGCAAUUAUAGUGAUACGAGAGAGAUCUCGACCACGAUCCAGGUCCCGAAGGAAGUCCAGCACAACGGAACGCUGUGGGCGCAUUUUUAUGUUGCCCUUACCGGCCACCAGUUAGAUCCUCGUGCGGCAGACUACAGCACCGACAAAGCUGUUCAUUUCUUCCGCCCAUUGAACCAGUACCUUCCCAAAAAGAAGGUGAAGAAGUUGAAGAAUCUCUUGUCGGACGAUAAGGAGCCCGAAGAGGAGGAAGACAACACGCCUGACGUACAGGUGAUGUCGUACUACCACUCGAAUUUUUCCAUUUCGUUGAUCCCCAGCUUUGGUACUCAGAAUUAUCGCCAGAUGCACCCAGCCGUCCGUCAGCAUGUGCGGUUGGAGUCCACUGGUGCCCGGGAUGCCAGCGGGAAGAAUGGAUGGUACUAUCCGGUUGUCUUCCUGAACACUUUCUGGCAGUUGAGAAGCCAUAUGACCGAGCUGAAUUCUACGGUUCAAACCCUGCCUCUGCAUCUCACACUGAACAACUUGGCGAACUGGAAGUUCAACUUGAUUGCAAGCGUUGACGAGGGUAAUAAACAGAAUGCUCGCCAAGCUGCAUUUGGUGGCCCCUCGCCCGCUGGUGGUGAUGGCAGCGAGUUUGAGAUGGUCAAGGAAAUCCUGCUGGACACGAACAUCUGGCUGCUGGGCACAACAGGUGUUGUCAGCAUCUUACACAUGAUCUUUGAGACUCUUGCCUUCAAAAAUGACAUUGCCCACUGGCGCAAGAAGAAGGAUGUGGUCGGGACUUCUGUCCGCACCAUCUUAGCCAAUGUCUUCAUGCAGGCCGUGAUUUUCCUGUACCUGGUCGACAAUAGCGAUAACACUUCCUGGAUGAUUCUGGCCAGUCAAGGCUUCGGUAUUGUCUUGGAAGCUUGGAAAGUCACGAAGACCGUCGAUGUGCGCCUGAGGCCUCCGCCGGCUAAUUCCAUGCUCUCUUUCCUGCCGUAUGUCAUUGUUUUCGAAGACAAGCACAAACUCAGCGAGACGGAACAGAAAACCAAGGAAUACGACGAGAUUGCCUUCAAGUAUCUCUAUAUCAUUGCCAUUCCUCUCUUGGGCGCCUACGCUGUCUAUAGCUUGAUCUACAACACUCACAAGUCCUGGUACUCCUACAUCAUCGAAACUCUGGUCGGCAGUGUCUACGCCUAUGGGUUUCUCAUGAUGGUCCCUAGCUUGUAUAUCAACUACCGUUUGAAGUCCGUCGCACAUAUGCCUGGCAAAGCACUCAUGUACAAGUUCUUGAACACCUUCAUCGAUGACCUGUUUGCCUUCACUGUCAAAAUGCCCUGGCUGCAUCGGCUUGCCACCCUCAGAGACGACGUUAUCUUCUUUAUCUGGGUUUACCAGAGCUGGAAGUACAAGGUCGACUACAAGCGUGUCAACGAGUUUGGCCAGGGAGGCGAGAGUGAUGAAGAAGGGGAAGAAGAAAAAGAAAAAGAGGCUGCCCCCACCGAAAAGAAAGCAGAAGCUUCGGUGCAAGCUUCAGGCAAGGACAGCUCCAAGCCCGCUCGGAAGAGAAAGUAAUCUUGACAUCGUAUUCUCCUCCAAGUGAGGUCACUCCGAUGCCAAGCUCUCUCCGAGCAAUUGAUUAACUGUCUAGCCUACUUCUAAUUCUUCCUCUACAGUUCGCCACAUGGCGCCUUUAAAUAAUAUCCCUACAAACCCUUGUCAUUUGAGAAAUAGAUAUGCUUUAUUUGCUAUGUAUUAGUAUAGAGGAUUAGUAAUUGGCUGGCUACUGGGUUGGCUGCUCAGACAUUAUCUAUUUAAUUUAUAGACUCUUAUACAUGAAG
This is a messenger RNA of Penicilliopsis zonata CBS 506.65, 2233 nucleotides long. RefSeq lists its product as hypothetical. The coding region runs from base 57 to 1967 and encodes 636 amino acids. The record is from RefSeq and is a predicted model, not a curated record. Gene Ontology annotation, cellular component: membrane; endomembrane system. The transcript is spliced from 4 exons. Lineage: Eukaryota; Fungi; Ascomycota; Eurotiomycetes; Eurotiales; Aspergillaceae.